Molecule: messenger RNA, 1544 nt
Organism: Thamnophis elegans (Western terrestrial garter snake)
Lineage: Eukaryota; Metazoa; Chordata; Lepidosauria; Squamata; Natricidae
Gene: FBXL12
Product: F-box and leucine rich repeat protein 12
Exons: 3
Coding region: 13-990 (325 amino acids)
Biological process (GO): SCF-dependent proteasomal ubiquitin-dependent protein catabolic process
Cellular component (GO): SCF ubiquitin ligase complex
Molecular function (GO): protein binding
Source: RefSeq, a predicted model, not a curated record
ACGCCGUGAAAGAUGAUGGCCGCGCUAUCCCUUCCGACUCUUUCCUCUCUGCCGGACUCGCUUCUGCUCCAGAUCCUGGUCUGGCUGCCGCUGCGUGACCGAGUGGGCGUGGCGAGAGUCUGCAAACGGUGGCAUCGUUUGGUGCGGGACAAUUCGUUGUGGCGACACGUGGACCUCUCUUCUUACAGGCUAUCCUCCAAGAUCUUAUGGCAUCUUCUACGGAACUAUUUCCAAGGCAACCUGCAGACUCUGAAGCUACGGGGAUCCCUCCACUCCUUUCGAAAACAAGAAAUACUUACCUCAGCACUGCUUCAGGCUUUGGGCAAACAAUGUCCCAAACUCCACCAAUUGAGUUUGAUGGAGGUAAACCUCCGUUCAUUCCAGUUCAGCUGUAUGCCCUCCUCUCUUACUACCCUGGAGCUGAGACGUUGUGAGAUCCCUUUUAUUUGGUUCCAAGUGCCAGACCCACCCUGCGCUUUCCCAAAAAUCCAACAACUUUCAAUCUGGAAUGUCCCUGCUUUUUUCAACCAGCAUCUAUUUAAUAUUGCCACCCAGGGCACUCUCAAGACUCUCAUCCUUUCAGAAGCCUAUCGUAUAACAGAUGUGGGGAUCCAGGAAGUAGCACCACAUCUGAAAGACCUUCAGCACCUUGCCUUGUGCCAUUGUAGAGUUGGUGAUUCAGCCAUGCACUUCAUUGGGCGCCACGUGAAGCAACUGCAGCAUUUAGAUCUCAGGACCAAUUCCUUGACAGACGUAGGUCUUCUUUGCUUAAGUGGUUUGCCAAACUUAGAGAGCCUUUGCUUGAGAGACUGCAGUCAACUUUCUCCAGAAACUAUUUUAAUUGUUUGCCAGUCACUCCCCAGCCUGAAGCAUCUUGAUUUAAGCGGAAUAGACUUUGAAGACAAAAUAUUCCAAAAGAUCCAGUUGAGUUUGCCGAGCUGUACAGUGGCAAACACCAUCCCUUGCACAGAUCCCAGUGCAAUAUCUUAGAAGAUAGCAAAUUUUCCCUAUGCAUGUUAUUCACAGGUCAAAAGAUGGCAGCACUCAGAUACCUCUCCUUAGCAGCUUUUUGUCCUUGCAGCCCAAAUGUUUGUCGCAAGUAACACAUUUCAAAGGCCAUUAGUUUAACUGUUGUGUAAAUUAUAUGGCCAGUGUUUGUACUGCAGAUGUCCUGCGAUGUUGACAUAACUCAAGCAUAAAGAAUCCACUGUCUUUCAAAUUUUUGAUACACCUCUUAACUCCCACCAGUUCCAGCAAAUACAGUAAGCUGUGAACCUUGAUAGAAAAAGUAUUCAAGAAUUCCAGGGACUGCCAGGCUUUAAAGUAUGACAUUAAAAAGUGACCGAGAGAUUAAAAAUUAAAAUAAUUUAUGUACUACAGGUACAAGAUGUUAUUAGACAUACUGUGCCGUUUUAAAAGCACUGCACACAUUUCUGGACAUCUGAUCUAGGACAUAGCUUCUGUUCUGAAGUCUAUAAGAGCUGAGGUGGCGCGGUGGUUAAAUGCAGCACUGCAGGCUACUGCUAGAUCAGCAGUUCAGCGGU